Molecule: messenger RNA, 3207 nt
Organism: Aspergillus tubingensis
Lineage: Eukaryota; Fungi; Ascomycota; Eurotiomycetes; Eurotiales; Aspergillaceae
Product: HET domain-containing protein
Exons: 2
Coding region: 1-3207 (1068 amino acids)
Source: RefSeq, a predicted model, not a curated record
AUGUCUCCAGAACCGGAACGCAACUCUGGUCUGACAGGACCUACCUUUACCUACACAGAGGUCCCAUUAGAGUCCCCGAAUUCAACGACUCGCAUGAUACGCCUUCUACCGAAUAAAAACAAAGAUGCAGAAAUUGAAUGCGAACUCUUCAACUAUGACUUGACGUCAGGCGGCGGCGCGGAUUCGCACCUCUACGAGGCACUUUCCUACGUAUGGGGAAGUAACACGAGAUCUCGAACCAUCAAAUUGAACAGCUGUGCCUUCCCCGUAACGGAGAACCUCUAUCUUGCGCUGUCCCGUCUCCGGAAUCGGCAGCUUGAGAGAAUACUGUGGGUUGAUGCUAUAUGCAUUGAUCAGAGUAACCGGGAUGAGAAAGCCAAGCAGAUCCCACUGAUGAGGGAAAUUUACGCACAAGCUCAACAUGUCAUUGUUUGGCUUGGAGAGGCUUAUGAAGAUGGCGAUAAAGCCCUUGAUGGACUCCGGUGUCUGGCAGAAGGACAGGAUAUAGAUAUUGAGGGGUGUCGAAAAUUAUGUGUGAUUUUGUUUCAAAGAGCUUGGUUUCGCCGUAUCUGGGUACUUCAGGAAGUUGGUGUCGCAAGAUCCAUUUAUAUCAUGUGUGGCUCUGUUAAAAUAAACGGACAUGCCUUGGGCGAAGGCCUUAAGAAAAUAGGCCUUCCUUCAAAGUAUCAAGAGAAGAUAGGCCCAGUCGCUUUUCUUAUCAAGGGGGCACUUCUCCGGCCAAACUAUGAGCCUGGGUCACGAGGAACUCUCACUAUUGGGGAGCUCGUUGGCAUGUACUGCUACCACGAUGCUACCGAGCAGCAUGAUAAAAUCUAUGCACUUCUAGGUUUAAGUGCUGAUACCAUGACACCCGCUUUAAUGCCAAACUAUGCCCUCCCCUGGAAUACGGUGUUCAACCAAGUUACCAAUCACAUGUUCCCAGGCUGUUCUGUUGAAACAUGGCCUGGAUCAGAUAUAGCCAUUAUCAGAGGUGUGGGCUGGGUUCUUGGUCAUAUUUGGUCUGUACGACACGUAUCAAACUUCGGCCAGCAAAAGGUCAAGGUGUACUUGAAUGAUACAGCCCGGUCAAUCGGGUAUGAGAACGACUGGGAAGCUGAUUGGGAACUUCAAACUUUUGCACAGUCCCUCAGUCCUGGUGAUAUCGUUUUCCUUCUGCAAGGGGCUUUGAGGCCAAGUAUCAUUAGGCUUUGCAAAGAUCAUUUCAGAAUAAUUACACCUGCGGCAACCCUUUGCAAAAAGCGCCCUAGGAAGUCUCCAGAAGGAACACCUCAGGGAUGGCAUACUUCUGGUGGAUCCUGUAAUGUUCUUUUGGUAUGGCGACAUCCUCUGAAAAAUGAUGCUGGGUCUAAGAAUUGGCCUGAAACAGAGCUCCCCGAUAUGGUUCCGGCGUAUCAACAACAGUCCUUGGAGGCGGGAUAUAGACGAAACAAUAUUACCCAAAUCAUGGCAGGCGUUGCCAUGGGAGCAUUGGCCGUGAAGAAGUCAGAAGAUGAUGAUGUAGCGCGCUUGCUCGUUUUGAGUGGUACAGAUGUUUCAAUUGUUUCAGAACUGACUGAGGCUUCUGUAAAGGAUAUUCGAGGCUCUCCUGACAAGACCUUGCAAAAUUUCUUUCUAAGUGAGCAAGACGAUCUAUCAAUCUCUCGGGAGAUGGUCAAAGCAGUGGCAGAGAAUGAUGGACCAUGUGGCUAUAUAAUCAUGGAACUCCUUUUCCAGCUCCACGGGGCCAAUCUUCCCAUCUCUGAAGGAGUAGUCGAGGCAGCAUCAAGAAACUCUGGAAAGUAUGGACAUCAGAUUAUGAUGGCUAUCUAUCGCCACCGUGGAAAGUUCUUCCCGAUUUCCGAAGCGGUGGUCAAGGCAGCAGCAGGGAAUACUGGAAAACAGGGAACCAAGAUAUUGAAGGUCCUCUUCCGAGCACAAGGGGAAGCCCUUCCAGUCUCUGAAGAAGCGAUCAAAGUGGCAACAGGAAACAAAACCUGUGGACUUGAGACUUUUGAACAUACUAUCAAGCAUCGAGGCAAAAAUGUUCUGUUAUCUGAAGAUGUGUACAAGACAGCAAUAGCGAAUCGUGCCUGGGGUUAUGAAAAUAUAAAAUUUCUCUCUGACUAUUUGGAGGGAAAAGUUCCAAUUUCCGAGGAACUAGUCAGGGCAGCGGCAGGAAAUCACCUGGCAUAUAAUAUUCUGGAAAUACUCCUUCAGCACGGCGAGGGAAGUCCUCCUAUCACUGAGGAUGUGGUUAAGGCAGCAGCGGAAAAUCAUUCUGGGUAUAAGUUCCUGAAAAGACUCUUUCAACACGGAGAAAAAGGCCCUCCAAUCUCCGAAGAAGUGGUUAAGGCAGCCGCAGGAAAUACACAUGGAGCUCAAAUCCUGAAAUUACUCUUGCAGCAUGCAGAGGAAAGCCUUCGAAUCUCUGAGGAUGUGGCUAAGGCAGCAGCUGGGAAUAGAAUAUCUGGGAGGAUUAUGCUGGAUAUGCUCUUCCGACGAGAAGGGGACAGGCUUCCAGUGACUGAGGAAGUGGUCAAGGCAGCAGCAGGGACUUGGGGAGCAGAUGGACUCAUGAGAUUGCUCUUUAAGCGUAGAGGGGAAAGCCUUCCAACCUCCGACUAUGUGGUAAAGGCAGCAGCAGGUAAUGGGAUAUAUGGACACAGAGCUAUGGUGUUUCUUUUCCAGCAAAAAGGAGACAAACUUCCAGUGACUGAAGAAGUGGUCAAGGCAGCAGCAGGAAAUGAAACGACCGGAGCUUCUAUCAUGAAAUUGCUCUUUGAACAGAAAGGGGAAGGUCUUCCAAUGACCGAAGAAGUGGCCAAGACAGCAGCAAGGAAUAAGUAUUCGGGAAGUGAUGUCUUGGAAUGCCUCCUGCAACACAAAGGGAGAAGCGGACUUCCAGUGACAGAGGAAGUGGUCAAGAUAGCAGUAGGGAAUGAUAGAUGUGGAGAUAGAAUGAUGGAAUCUCUCGUGCAACACAAAGGGGACAGUUGUCUUCCAGUGACCGAGGAAGUACUUAGAGCAGCAGCGGAGAAUACCAGAUGCGGAGCAAGGAUUCUGGAGAUUUUGGAGCAGGAAAGAAGCCUUCAGACGACGGUUACUGAGAGUGCAGAAAGUGCAGAAAGCCCAGAAAGUCCAGAAUCUGCAGAAAAAGCGGAAAGUGUAGAGGGUUCAGACAGUUUAGAAAGUGUCGAAGAUGCAUGA